Amborella trichopoda is the source of this 2341-nucleotide messenger RNA. Its product is annotated as zinc finger CCCH domain-containing protein 20. Lineage: Eukaryota; Viridiplantae; Streptophyta; Magnoliopsida; Amborellales; Amborellaceae. Gene Ontology annotation, molecular function: metal ion binding. The record is from RefSeq and is a predicted model, not a curated record.
UCGAUCUUUCUUUGAUGUGCCCCAUACACCUUUGAUAGGACGUCUCUGGAAUUUCGAAUUUGUUACCGCCAUGACUGUAAAUUUUCAAGCUCCUUAACAAGUUUCUUUCUGUCCUCCCCAUUUUUUUGUUCAUUAUAAAAGUGGGUGUUCACUGUCAAGCCAUGGAAGUGGGUGUUGUGAGCUCUGAAAUUCUGUGGGCUUCUGUUCCCUGUAUUUCUUACUUUUUAACUGUUAUUUCUGGGCUAUGUGCCUCCCAUAUGGGAUCACUUGUACACCAUUAAAGUGGGUUCCGCAACCUCCACUACUCGAAACGCUUCUGGGUCUUAAUUUCUGGUAGUUGUUUGAGGUGUUUUCUGAAAUUUCUGAAAGUUUUGAUUUAGUUGAAAAGCUUCUUGCUUGUUUUGUUUUGGGUUACUGAUAAAUUUGCAGAGAAGAUAUAUUGCAUGUUUGGAGACUAUGGGUGAAGAGAAUGGAACCAGUUUAAUGGAGGCGACUCCUCCAUGGUCACUGUUUAGUGAGAGGGAGCCCAAUUGCCCAACAAGAAUUUACUCUCUCCCGCUGAGCGGUAUUUCGUCAAACCACCAAAACCUAAUACCUCAGGACUCUCUCUCCCCUGUGUAUAAGCCUGGUUUCUCGAGCCCCUUUGUUGAUUUUGAUCCAGGCUAUGCUGGAAGUAGGCCGGAGAAAGAUCAGUCCGGUCAAGAAGGCUAUGGUUUUGGCGGAAACCGGCCGGAAAAUGAUUUCUCUUCGAGCUUUAGUGACGCUAUGGCUGCCCUGCAACGCUAUCUUCCCUCGAACUAUGAGGACCAGGAACCAAAUGCUGCAAUCGAUGCGUAUUCCUGCGAUGAGUUCCGAAUGUAUGAUUUCAAGGUGAGACGAUGUGUUCGAGGGAGAAGCCAUGACUGGACUGAGUGUCCCUAUGCUCAUCCUGGUGAGAAAGCGAGGAGAAGGGAUCCUCGAAAGUUUCACUAUUCAGGGACUGCAUGUCCUGAUUUUCGAAAGGGGAAUUGCAAGAGGGGUGAUUCUUGCGAGUUUGCUCAUGGUGUUUUCGAGUGUUGGCUACACCCUGCUCGCUACAGGACCCAGCCAUGCAAGGAUGGAACGAGUUGCAGGCGGAGGGUUUGCUUCUUUGCUCACACGCCGGAGCAGCUUAGGGUUUUACCUCAGAAUCCAAGCCCUAGGUAUUCCGGUGCUGUAUCUGGUGGGUUUCCCGGCGUGUCGAGGUUUUCCGGUGAGUCCUAUGAUGGGUCACCUAUGCGUUUGUUUGCCAAGGCUUCGUCUCUCUCAAACUCCCUUUCGUCUCCUCUCUCGAACUCUCUUUCUCCCACUUCAACUCUCGCUUCGCAUGUCCACUCCCCUCCUGCCCUAUCGCCGCCUCUGUCACCAUCCGUUUCGCCUCCCCUUUCUCCGGCUAAUUUCUCCCCGGAAAAUCAGAUUUUCCGGCGUAGGAUCCCGGUUUCCGAUGUGGUUUCUUCCCUGAAAAAUCUGCAACUCGGUGGUUCUCCGAACUCGGGUGCUUUCAUGGCGGUUUCCGGUAAUCAGGGGAGGUUUUCUGGGGGAUUCAGCUCUAGUUUCAGGCCAGCCUUUAGCAGCCUCCCUUCAACUCCUACAAAGGUGGGCUGGACCGAUAGCUUUGGAAAUGGAGUUGCAGACGAAGAAGAGCCAGUCGAGAGGGUCGAAUCCGGUAGGGAUCUUCGGGCUCAGCUGUUCGCAAAGCUUUCGAGGCAAAACUCGAUGGCUGAGAGGACUGAAGCUCAAGCUCCUGAUCUCGGCUGGGUUUCCGAGCUCGUGAAGUGAGCCAGCAUCUUAGUAGCUGGUUCUGGUGUUUUUGAUUCUUCAUAUCCGCUUUGGAAGUCCUUUGAUGGCAGUUUGACUGAUUUUAGUUUUUUUGCGGUGGUUAUUAGCUGAUUCUCUUUUUCCUGGUAAGGUUUCCAGUGAUUCUCGAUUUUCCGGCAGCGAUUCCGGCCACUUUUUGAUUGUAAAUACGCAGAAGACAACCAUGAGUAGGAGCAACGAAGAUUCAGAGUAUGUCUCUUUAUGUAAAUAAAGAUCAAUCAGGUGUUUCUUUAGAUGAUUUGGGUUUUUGAGAAGGAAUUAAUUUCUUUAUCUGUGGUAAAAGAUGAAGGAUUUUGUACAGGAAGAUGAUGCAGUAUUGGUUAAGGCUACCCCAAGUGGUAGUGAAAUAUUCUCUCUUUGCUAUCUUGUUUUCCCCCUCCUAAAUCUUCUCUCUUAAUUUUUGGUAUUUCCUACAUGUAAAGGAUGGGAACUCUUUUAUGUCUCUGUAUUAUUUUGGUCAAGAAUGAAGCGUUGUAAUUAAAUAUGCAUAUUCAGUUCUUUGAAA